UGCUGGGACCCUACGGGCCGGGCGAUGUCCGCCCGCGGUGCAGCACCCGAGCCGUGGGCGGGGCCGUUUGCAGAAGGCUUUCCGCCGUCUGCUGGUCCUACUCGAGUGGCCGGGUGCUGGGCGGGGCGGCGCGGGCGGGCCGCCCCUGCCAGGCUGCGCCGCCUUUGCUCGGGGAUGCUCCGGGUGCGGGGCGGAUCGGCUCCUUCCCGGGCUCCUCCCGCUGCCCCGGCGCCUCGGCCACGUCUGAAAGCGGCUCAUUGUCUCCGUAGGCAGCUCGGAUCCGUGGCGGUGCUGGGAGGCAGCGGGAAGUAACAAGAAGAAAAAAUGUCUAAAUGCAGCUAGAUAGCAAAUGCUUAUAUGUAAAACUCUCGAGAUGAUCUUCAUACAGGAGGAUUCUUAUUUUCCUAAUACCAUGCCUGCUAACACUGCUUACAAGUGGAGUCUGCAAAAGUGAGAGCACAAAGGGCUUUUUUAAUUGCUUUUCCUCGGUGAGAAUGGCAAGGAUUCGGAUUCCUAGCACAAUCGUUAUACUUUUUGUUACGGUUCAGACUGGAUUCUUACUCUUCAUGUAUGCCCGGUACAGUAGCUUCAUGCCUCAGUCUGAGGAGAAACCAUCUCAAGUCCACAUCCUCAUUCUCUCCUCUUGGCGGUCGGGAUCAUCUUUUGUCGGUCAACUUUUCAGCCAGCACCCCAGCGUCUUCUACCUGAUGGAGCCCGCGUGGCACGUGUGGGUUACAAUGUACCAGAACAGUGCCAAGGUCUUGCACAUGGCAGUGCGGGACCUAGUCAGGUCGGUCUUUCUGUGUGACAUGUCUGUGUUUGAUGCUUACAUGCCUUGGAAAAGAAACUUAUCCGAUCUUUUCCAGUGGGCAGUGAGUCGGGCUCUGUGUUCAGCUCCUGCUUGUGACUCUUUUCAACGUACUGACAUAACCAGUGAAAUGGCAUGCAAGACUCUUUGUGGACGGUACCCGUUCAGCAAGGUGGAGGAAGCCUGUAAAACUUACAGCCAUGUUGUCAUCAAGGAGGUUCGAUUCUUUGACUUGAAGGUCCUCUACCCCCUUCUCACUGAUCCAUCCCUGAAUCUCAAAAUUAUUCACUUGGUCCGUGACCCCAGGGCAGUUGUCAAGUCACGGGAGCAAUCGGUCAAAGCGUUAGCCCGUGACAAUGGAAUUGUUUUGAGUACCAAUGGCACUAAAGUGGAAGACAGCAAAUACAAAGUAAUGCAAGAGAUUUGUAGAAGUCAUGUUCAGAUUUAUGAAACAGCUACUCUAAAACCACCUAGUUUCCUUAAAGAUCGCUAUUUAAUGAUCCGUUUUGAAGAUCUGGUCAGAGAUCCAUUAUCAGAAAUCUCAGAAAUGUAUCAAUUUGCAGAGCUUAGUUUGACCCCCGUGCUCAAAAGCUGGAUCUAUAAUAUCACACAUGGACAGGGACCAGGAAAAAAAAAAGAAGCCUUCAAAAUCACAUCUCGAGAUGCAGUUAGUGUUUCACAGGCCUGGAGAAAUGUUCUUUCCUUCCAGAAAAUUAAGAAAAUACAGGAAGUUUGCAAAGGUGCUAUAAACAUGCUUGGCUAUCAGCUGGUGGAUUCAGAAAAAGAGCAAAGAGAUCUGUCCUUGGAUUUAGUGUUGCCAAGACGACAAAAUCAAUUCAGUUGGUCAUCAUUUAAUCCAAAGCACUGAGACAUUAUUUUUGAGAGAUCGGGAGUGGGGGGGUAGGGGGGUGUAGACAGUUGAGUAUUUGUCUACUGUGCAGCAUAUAGGUAAUUUGAAAAUCCUUGGCCGAUGAGUUUAGCUAUCUUCCUGUCUGCUGUUUUUCCAUAAGGGAAGGAGUUUUUUUCUGAGUUUCUUACACCGCAAAAACAAAACAUGAGAAAUCCUGCGAGAUGCUUAUCAGAUUACAAAUUUACAGCUGAGCUGUUCUCAGCAUCGUUUUAAAAAUAUAAUUUAAGUACUUUCUAUUAAAAGGUGAAUUGUCAAAGAUGUCUUUGUUCAUUGAUAAUAGUUCACUUCUGUUUUCAUGCUUUAAAUAUUUAAGAAUUUCAGUUCUUAAUUUGUAUAAAUGGAACAAAGUAGAAACUAAAUUCCCUCACUUUCUCCCAGAA
Messenger RNA from Grus americana (Whooping crane), 2098 nucleotides. RefSeq names its product carbohydrate sulfotransferase 5-like. The transcript has 3 exons. Lineage: Eukaryota; Metazoa; Chordata; Aves; Gruiformes; Gruidae. The record is from RefSeq and is a predicted model, not a curated record. Gene Ontology annotation, biological process: carbohydrate metabolic process; keratan sulfate proteoglycan biosynthetic process; N-acetylglucosamine metabolic process. Bases 495 to 1676 code for a protein of 393 amino acids. Gene Ontology annotation, molecular function: N-acetylglucosamine 6-O-sulfotransferase activity. Gene Ontology annotation, cellular component: Golgi membrane.